Branchiostoma belcheri (Belcher's lancelet) is the source of this 4341-nucleotide messenger RNA. RefSeq names its product E3 ubiquitin-protein ligase BRE1B-like. The coding region runs from base 113 to 3082 and encodes 989 amino acids. Gene Ontology annotation, molecular function: metal ion binding; ubiquitin protein ligase activity. NCBI's taxonomy places the organism in Eukaryota, Metazoa, Chordata, Leptocardii, Amphioxiformes, Branchiostomatidae. Gene Ontology annotation, cellular component: HULC complex; nucleus. The record is from RefSeq and is a predicted model, not a curated record. The transcript has 23 exons.
CGCGAGACCACGCGAGACUUGCGUGACGGAAAGAAUUCAAGAUGGAGGACGCCUAGACAAUGUUUUUUCAUUUUGACGAAAAACUAGGUAGGACGUGUUAACACAAGACAAGAUGGCCACCAAACGGUCGCUCAACGAGUCUCCCAGCACCUCGGCGGGCGCGCCGCCUGCCAAGAAGUCCAUCACCAUUCCUUCUAUCGUGUUUGAGCCCGUACGACUGGACAAGAUGUCCUCACAGGAGGAACUGGACCUGAAAGUGCUGCAGUUCCAGAACAGAAAGCUAGCAGAACGUUUGGAGCAGCGCAAGGCCAUUGAAGACGAACUCAGGGAGAGGAUCGAGCGGUUAGAGAAACGCCAGCUUGCCGACGAGGCCGCGCUCGGACUGGUCAACAGAUACUGGACACUGUUGGAUGAGGACUUGCGAGUGAUGUUGCAGAGAUUUGACCACACUGGAAACAAGGAGAAACCUGUCACAGAGGAAGAGGGACAAACAGAUAGCAAAGAUGCUACUACUGAACCACCACAGGAAGGUGACCAGAUGACCAAUGAAGCGGAGGCCAAACCCCAGCUGGCGGCCGGACCGAUCGACAUGGAGGAGCAGCCCACGUCCAGUUCGUCCCGAGACCUCAGUACGCCCUCCCCCGCACCGUCCAGUGAGGGGACGGGCAUCUUCUUAUCUCAACUCACAGGCAGUGGAGAUGAUGAAGAACUAGAACAGCACCUGAAAGAGAAGGUCCAGUUUUCCCUGGAUGCCGUGGCCAAAGUGGUGAAAGCCUUUGACAGGGUCCAGGGAGAGAAGAACAAACUGGCACAGGCCAUACAGGGUGGAGAAGGUGCCCCCAGUCUGGAGGAGGAGGUGAAGGAGGAGAACAAGCGCCUCACGGCAGACAACCAGGAAGUGCAGUCUCUGGUGGCAACUCUACAGGCCAAGCACCACGCUACAACUCUCAAGUUCACGGACCUCCAGGACAAGCUGGGCGCUGCGGAGAUCAAGAUCCCGGAACUGAAGAACACGAUAGAGGACCUGCAGUACGACAAGGACAAGCUGCGGCAGAAGUGCGAGAAGCUGGGCUUCCACCUGGCCGAGCUGGUGGAGAAGAUGAAGUCUGGAGCCUUCCAUUCUGUCACCUCCUCGGGCGCCAAGGAACUACCCAAGGGACAGUUUGAGAUGAUGAAGGCGGACCUUGGUGGACAGGGAAGUCUGGACAACAACCCUCUGUUGGAGAUGUUGAAGGCAGAUCUAGAUGAGCAGAGAGAGCUGGCCAACAACAGACUGGCAGAGUUGGAGAAAUUACAGCAAGAACACCAGGUCUUAUUGAAGGAGACAGAGAAACUCAAGAUGGAUUUGAAGAAUCUGCCAGACAACGUGAUCAGUGAGACGUCAGAGUACAAGUCGCUACAGUCACAGUACUCGGUCCUGUACAACGAGAGUGUGCAGCUGAAACAGGCGCUGGACGAGGCACGCGUUCUACUGAAGACCACCAAGAACACACACCUCCGACAGAUAGAACAGAUGGAGAGUGACGAGUUGUCCUGUCAGAAGAAGCUGCGUACAGAAGUGAUCCAGUUGGAAGACUCGCUGGCGCAGGUCCGGAAGGAGUACGAGAUGCUGCGGAUAGAGUUCGAGCAGAAUCUAGCAGCCAAUGAGCAGGCAGGACCAAUCAACAGAGAGCUCCGUCAUUUAAUCACAAGUCUUCAGAAUCACAACCAGCAGCUGAAGGGGGAAGUGGCUCGCUACAAGAGAAAACUCCGAGAAGCCCAGACUGAAAUACAGAAGCUGAAGUCAGAAACUCCAGGAACGAGUCACAGUGGGGAGGCCCAGCAGAGGGAGGCUGCACCACCGGUGGAACAGCCUGCAGUGAAGAAGGAGGAGGAGGUAAAAGUGAAGGAGGAAGAGGUGAAGAAGGAAGAGCCUGAGAAGGAGAAGAAAGGUGAUGAGGGUGACAAGAAGUCGGACUCAGAAAUGAUAAAACAGCUCAAGACAGACCUGAAGAAGUCUCAAGAAAACCAGAAGGAAAUGAAGCUCCUGCUGGAUAUGUACAAGGGCGCCCCCAAGGAGCAGAGAGACAAAGUGCAGCUCAUGGCGGCCGAGAAGAAGGCCCAGGCAGAAAUCGAAGACUUGAGGCAACAGAAGCAGGAGAUGUUGAUGGCAGCUGAGAAGAAAGCUCGAGCAGAGGUGGAAGAACUGAAACAGCGCAUCAAGUCCAUGGAGGAAAAGGAGAGACAGGAGAGCAAGAAGUUGGCCGAUGAGGAAGCCUUGAAGAAAUUGAAAGCAGCGGAGGAGAAAAUGCAGGAACUCCAAAAAAGUCUCGCUGCCACAAAACAGGAGGAGGAUGCCCUGUUGUCUGAGAUGGAGGUGACAGGACAGGCGUUUGAGGACAUGCAGGAACAGAACGUGCGGCUGCUGCAACAGCUGCGGGAAAAGGACGACGCCAACUUCAAACUCAUGUCAGAGAGGAUCAAGUCCAACCAGAUCCACAAGCUUCUGCGGGAGGAGAAGGACGUUCUUGCGGACCAGGUGAUGACGUUACAGACACAGGUGGACGCCCAGAACCAGGUGGUGAGAAAACUGGAGGAGAAGGAGAGGAUCCUACAGAACACUCUGGCGACCUUGGAGAAGGAGGUCAACAUGAGGGCACAGGCCAUGGAGAUGCACAAGAGAAAGGCCGUUGAGUCGUCACAGCUGGCAAACGACCUGAAGUUCCAUCAGGACGACAUCCAGCGCCAGGCCACGCACCUAGAGGAACUCAUUAAAGAGAAGUCUGCUGCUGUAGAAAAGGAACAGUUCAAACAUAGAAGAACACAGGAGGAAUGUUCCAGCUUACGAAGAAAGCUCGACAGACAAAAGAAGUACGACUUCUUUGAGAAUGCAGAUGAGGUGCUAAUGGAGGAGAUCAAAACUUACAAGCAAAAACUUACAUGUCCAUGCUGCAACACCAGAAAAAAGGACGCCGUGCUCACCAAGUGUUUCCACGUCUUCUGCUUCGAAUGUGUCAAGACGAGAUACGACACCAGACAACGCAAAUGUCCCAAGUGUAACGCAGCUUUCGGUGUCAACGACUUCCAUAGAUUAUAUAUGUAGUGACGUUAAUACCAUUCCUAAUUACUUUCUGUUCUUAUUGUUGUAAACACAAAAGAGGUAUUUGUGUUGGUAGUCCUGAGUAAGGGCGCGGUCAUAAGUACCUCGACAGAACGUACUGCACCUGCGCGAAACCUGUAAUGUAUUGUGCAUAGCACUUCGGCAGAGCGUCUCAUAUAAGACCAUAUUUGCGUAUAUAAGGUUAACAUUUCGUCUGUAGUUUUCAAAUGUUAUGUCGGACAAGAUAUCCUCUGCAACAGCCAAAUUCUAAUGCAACGGUGACCUAACGUCCAACGAAAAACGUGAAAAUUCAUGGUUUUGCACAGGCGCAGUAUGUUCUGCCGACAUGCUGCGGUGAUAUACGUUGUGUACGCCAGGCAUUAAAUGUGGGAUCGCAGACAUUUUGAGGAUAUUUGUGCACGUGUCCUGCAAAAUGUAGCUGUCUUGUUAUGGAAAAGACUGUAUUAGAACCUUUUCAGCUGUUAGUUCUGUCAUAGUCUACUUAAAAAUUCUACCGCAUCAAAAUUGUAUCAUGACCUACAAUGAACGUGGCCGCUCCGUAACUAGAUAUACUGGUACUCAAGAUUGGAAACAUAGCUGUCAGAAUUAGAUUUCAAAACAGAAAUUAUCAUACAUAAUGCCAGUAAUGAAAGCAAUGCAGGACCAGGCUUUACUGUAAGUGUAUAAUGUAGCAAACGGUAUGCAGGACCAAGAAAAGAGGAAAAUGGCAUAUGUUGUUGACAUUAGGAAAACACUGCUGAAAUGUAUGGCAGAUUGUUUCACAGUUGAAAAUCCAUGUGUAUAAGAAGGUUCAUAGUUCCAACUGCACGUGCAUAGUGAUGCAUUAUAGGUAAUAUGUUAAAGUUGAAGGCUACGCAACACCUUCGACCAGGAUUUGUACAUGUCCAAACCAGUUUUGUGUAUGUGUCAGGGACCUUCAACAUUUACAUAUUACUCACAAAGUAUCACAUUGCACAUGCACAGUUGGAAUUGUGAACUGGCCUAUUGUACCGAACUGUAAGUUUCCAGUACAGACUGGUGCAUCUGCAGUGGUUUUUCAACAGAUUUUUAAAAAUUGUUUUUUUUUUUUAAUUUUUGAAUCCAUGCCUCAACAGUUGAGAUGUUUCCAUAUGUUGUAGAGUUUAUUUCACUGCCAUGGAAGUUGGUGGAACUUCCAUGUUUCAUGAUAUAGUACACGUACGCUGUUUGAUACAGAUACCAUGGUCUGUCAUGUGCCAGAAUCAAAAGACGUUAAUAAACCA